UCGCUUCCUCGCACUCGUAUGAUACACAACCUUGCAUUUUCAGACGUCAUAUUUCAACAGAUUACCGGAACGGCGACCUCUUCAGAGAACAUGUCCUGUUUCCCAUAUUACACUGAAGGAGAAGUGAUAAAGGGUUUCGGACGAGGAAGUAAGGAGCUCGGAAUACCAACAGCCAAUUUCCCUGAGGAUGUAGUGAAGAAGUUACCAGAAGAGAUACAGGGCGGUGUGUAUUACGGCUGGGCUAAUGUAGACAAUGGUCCAGUAUAUGAGAUGGUGAUGAGUAUAGGAAACAACCCUUACUACAAAAAUGAGAAAAGAUCUAUGGAAACCCAUAUAAUCCACACAUUCAAUGAAGACUUCUACGGUAGUACCCUAAAAACUGUUAUGUUGGGAUUUAUACGACCGAUGAAGAAUUUCUCCUCUUUAGAUGAACUAGUCACCGAAAUCCAUGCAGAUAUAUUCCACGCCAAGGAGAAGCUUGAACUCCCCGAGAAUUCUUCCCACAAACAUAGCAACUUUUUCUACGGAAGUGAUAAUAAACAGACAUGAUGCUUGAUUAGAAUUAGCCAAUCACAUACUUUGUAACAAAAGACUUUAUUGAUCAGGGUAUUUAUAUAAGUGUCAUUUCCCAUUGAUUGGAAACAACCAAUAUGAUGCCUUGUUACGUAAUGCACCAAAAGUUUGGACCAAUCAGAGGUGUUUUAACAUAGGCUGUCAUAAUGUAACUGAUGUUCUAUGCAUCAAAAAAGGAUUUAUGUCAAAACGUAGAAUUUUUUGUUUCUGUAUGUGUCAGACACAUUAUAUCAAAUGAAAAUUAUGUCAAUUAUAAAUUAAUAAUUUUGUUUUAUUAAUAACUGUAUUUACAUUAAUUGGAGUAUGAAAUACAAAAAUUUUUCAAAAGAUCGAUAAAACAAAUUAAAGAUGUAGCACCAAAUGAACAAAAGCCGGGCCAAUAGAUGGAAGCACUAUAAGUACAUUGUGUUCAUCUCGUCAACUUUGAUCUUAUAUACAUGUAUGCAACAUGAUGAGAAAUCUCCAUCCCAAAAAAGUUUAACUGUAAAAAAACUUGUUUGUAACAUACACUUGUAUAAGCACGAGAAAACUAAUUUUUGGUUAUUAGAAAAUAAGAGGGUCGGGGUGGGUGUAAGGGAGAUAACUCUGUCACACACUUUUGGUAAAGGGACCAUACAGCCUUAAUAAAUUUACAUAGGAUCAGAUAUGUAGCGUACUUGAUACCAAUAUCCAUGCACUGAUUGAUUUCAUAUAGGUAUCUUAUCAACCAAAUAUUGCCAUAAACUAAGCCAUCAUUUUAAAGUUACUCUAUAUAAUGGACUGGUCAGGUUUUGUUUUUUAAAUAAAUAAAUAAUCAAGAAAAGUAUUACUGAUACUAUUUUUCAGAGAGAGUGGUUAAGUUUGUUGCUGCCAAAAAUAUUGAAUCGUGACUUGUUCCACACGGACUUGACACAAGUUCAAACAUAAAAAAAAACCCAUUGUAAACAUUUUUACUGAUUAUGUUAUUUUUAAGGAAGGGUUCACUGCGGGAAAUUUUGACUUAUGAUUGGAACCAUGUGAACUAGAACUAAAACCUACUGUCUGUAUAUAAGUAUAAUAUUGUACAUGUAUGUGAAGAUAAUGACGAUGAAAAUGUUGACAGCUAGUCUUUCAGAAUUGUGCAUAAGAAAAAGAGCUUUACUGCGAGUGAUUUUUUUUUGUGAAAUGUUUUCAAUAUUUACUGCAGAUAUGCUGAUUAAAUGUACAUUGCUUUGAGGGCAUUAGAAUAAUGUUUAAGGUAUCCUUGUCUCUGAGAGAGCUAGCUUACAUCUGCAAUUCAAUGAAAUGUCUUGAAAUAAUUUUAUCCUUUUACAGAAAUGAAAUUAUUGGUAUUUAUGCUUGUCUGUUGAACUACACACCAAAACUGUCAUGUUUGUUUAAAAUUGAAAUUGUGUUCUUAUUUCUUGUUAAUAACAAAGAAUUAUGAGUGGAGCCCUACAAUAUAUGGCAAGAGCAUUUUUAUCCUCAACUAAGCCCCCUCCACUAGUGUAAAAGUUUUGUAAUAAGUUUUUGGAGAGCUUAUUUAUAAAACACUUUCAGCUAUAUUAUUGAAGGAAGAUGGCUUAGUUGUUGGGAGAGACUUGGUUUUGGAUUAAAAGAAUCUUACAUUGGCCUGUUCUGUGGACAGGGAUAUCUCAAACAAUAUUUAUUAUGUGUUUGGCUGGUCCAACCUGUGGCUUGUUUGGUACUGGCUAGCCGAACCUUUCCUUUACACCAGUGUUAAAAUAUCCCUGUACAGAUGCCUGUUUAAUUAAAUUUCUCACAAACAUGAAAAAGUAACAAAUUUAGAGGUUUUGUGAAACCUUCUCAUCACACUUUCAUCAAUUUCCUAUGAAAUGUGCAUCAAAUGUGAUGAGGUCAUCAAUUAUGAUGUGGUUACGCUACAUAAAAUGAUGAUGUAACCUAAUUUUGAGUAGCAUCGUAGUGUGUGCCAGCUAUAGUUUUCCCUACCCUAAGCGAGAUUAAUUUAUUCCAUCUCUACCACCUUGUGAAGUAUGUGAGAAAAGUAUAGUUUAGAACAUAGUAGAUAUAAUUGAUAAACAGUACAGUGUGAUCAGUUGUGUUUUCUCCAGCACCCAUCGUGGAAUUUUUUCCAGAGUCAUCUCGUAGCCUAGGAUACAUAUUUUACUGGGAUAGCAUUUAGUCUGAAUUAUCUACUUUAAAACCAGAAAAGCUUGAUUUGAUGUAAAUUUUGUGUGUAGAUACGAUAUCUGUAAAAUUGUCUGUGUCCAGUCCUAUACCAGUAAAACUGGGGGGUGUUACAGUGGAUUUAAUACUGUUAUAGUGUCUGUUUGUCGUAUUAACAGGUUUUCAUUACAACAUUGAGCUUUCCUACAUCUCCAAAAUAUAUAAAGUGUAAUAUAUUGAUGUCCGUCCAUUUAGUUACAUAACAAAUGUCUUUGCUACGAAAUACUGAUAGAAGACUUGGUUAUACAUUUUUAAUUGAUCAAAAUAUUUAUCAAAAUUGAAUUUUUUUAUCAAACUUUAAUAAAAAAAAAAAAAAAUUUGUCAUCACAUCAAAUAAUGGUAUACCUGCCAAUAAAGACAUUGAUUCUAUGGAAAUGUUAGUCAUCCAGUACUGUAGUUUUUUUAUAGAGUAGAUCAUAUGACUCCUUUUAGCCAAUGAAUGAUUUUGUGUUUGUACAGUCUUUUCUGUGACAGGAGCUUUAGAACAGUUAGGAACAGCUUUAUGGAUGGGGAAUGGAAUGUUAUAAUGUAUAAUUAUGAUUAGUCAAAAAGAUGUGUUUUUGUACCUUUGGAAUGUUACAGAACAUCACAUACAAACCUCAGGUUUCUGCAGUAUGCUCCAGUGAGGUAGCACUAUAAAACGGCAAAAGUUCUGGCCUAUCACAAGGAGACUUAACCACGAACAUACUGCAGCCUCCCAAAACACACAUACGCAUGCAUGUCGCACGCACGGGAGGCCGUCCUUAAAUGACCUUAGCUGUUAAUAGGACGUUAAACAAAAUAAACCAAACUAAAAUCACAUUUUAUUAUCUAUAUAGAGGUACAUGUAUGUCCCUUUUGCUAAUUUUUAUGCCAUGUUUAUCCUCAAGUAAGCGCCUCUCUUGUGUAAAAGAUUAGUAAUUAAGUUUGGAGAGGCAUUUUUGUAAACAACAUUUAGCUUACUAUAUCAAAAUGAAGAUGGAGACUUCAUGGUGUGCGAGAGGCUUAAUUUUGGCUAGUUACGGUACAUGUAAUUAAUAAAGUUGGGUCGGGUUAGUAUGACCAGAGCUAUUUGUAAUAAGAACAGACAAUAUUAAUGUUAUUAUACAUUAUGAGAAGUCUUGACAAAGAUCGACAAAGUCUGUAUACAUAUCUGCAAGGCCGGUUAGAUGCAUACAUCAGACGCUACAUUUUAACGUGACAAAGAGAGAAACAAAGAGGCCCCUUGGACCGCAGUAUUAAAGUAGCAAACAGGCAUAUAACUAUAGUCUAGUGAGGUUGGUUACUAAAUAUCUUGUGAUACUGUCUGGUUUUUCGCAUUGAUAUCUUUCCUAAAUUUGUUUAAAAAAUGUUGAUGGUAUAAGGAGUUUUUAUGUACAAUAUAUCGAGGUUUAGGUCAAAAUUAGCAUGAUAUUGUGUCGGUUUUGUCCGGCAAAUUUAUGUACUAAGGCAUGUCUUUUGUCAUGAAAUAUCAUUUUUACGAAUUUUAGUUUUGUUAUUCAGAGUACAAACAAAGGAUAUGUUAGACAUGGUGUUGGUGAUUUAGAGUAGGUUAUAAAAUAUAUAUAAACAUAUUUAUAAUAUAAUCGACCUAUUAUCCGGUAAAUUAACGAUAGCUAUCCAUACAUUUUUUUUCCAUAUCUCACUACUGUAAUAUACCCUAUAGGGUCUUUGUGGAGCUGCACCAGUCAGACAUUGAUUGUGAUGUCAUAAUAUGGACAAUGACAUCAUGUAUUUAAAAAUUACGGAACAAAAUCUCUGCCAGCAUUUGAUUUUGUCCUCUACAUUUUGACUUUAAAACCUGCAUGUCUAAAUGUAAGCUUUCAGAUUUAUGUGAAAAACAGUAUCUUAAACUUGUUUUCAUUUUAAAUUAUAUUUUAUAAAACUUGUCUUAAAGUUUAAGUUUUUUUUGUGAGCCUUUAAUAAGAACUUUUUAGACUUGUUUCAUAAAAUACCAUUUAAAGUGAAAACUCAUUGAAGAUCCUACGAAUACAUGAAUGUUCAUUACUAAUACUGAAUUACAAAACCAGCUAUUUCAGUAUUUUAGGAACCAGGACACUUUCACCCAUGCCUAUAUCUUUUUUAGGUUAUUUUGGAAAUAUAAUUAGACAGUAUAAACUGUAAGUGUAGUUCAAAGUCGAGAAAAGUUUUUACAAAAAGCUCCAAACAGUAUCAUAAGUGAUACAUACCGUUAUGUAGUGUAGCGGAACUGGACUGGGCUGAACCCUGACGGCAUGGUAGUUCAAAUGGUGUCAGUCUAGAGUUUGAAGGUCCAGGGUUUGAGUCUCAGUCUGGUCAUUGCACUUACGUAAAAAGUUAUUUAAUUUUCUGUAGUAGGUGUUAUUUAUUACAAACUCCAGAAGAGCCAUGACAUUUGUUGUCUCUGUUCAUGCUAUAAUGACGUUUUUUUAAAAAUAUUGUUCAAUUCAAACCAAUUUAAAGUGUCGACCAUGAAAUAAUCUUUUAUCACUUGUCCAGUACAUCAACAUACCAGUAAGUAUCUGUCAUUUAGAAAAAAACUCAUCAGUUUAAAAUUGCCAUUUCUUAAACCUGCUUUUAUCUCGUGAAUCGUCUGUACUGUUGUUUAAUUUAAGGACUUGUUGAUGUUGUUAGUUGUUGAAGAUUCUAUAUCUGCUGUUAUUGUAUGUAAACAGUUUAACUGGACAUGGUGUGAUUGUGUGAAGAUGUGUAUGAUUUUGUACAGAAUAAAAUCAGACAGAAGUUCAAAA
Pecten maximus is the source of this 5447-nucleotide messenger RNA. RefSeq names its product riboflavin kinase-like. Gene Ontology annotation, biological process: riboflavin biosynthetic process; FMN biosynthetic process. Gene Ontology annotation, cellular component: mitochondrion. The record is from RefSeq and is a predicted model, not a curated record. Lineage: Eukaryota; Metazoa; Mollusca; Bivalvia; Pectinida; Pectinidae. Gene Ontology annotation, molecular function: riboflavin kinase activity.